AUGUCUCAAUUUGUUCUUCCAGCAUAUGGCAGAAAUGGUUAUAAUGGUUAUGGAGCUCAACCAAUGGGAGGCUACAAUGGCGGUUAUGGCCAUGCAGGCUUUGGUCUGGGACCUCGUUUUGGAAACGGAGGAAUGAAGGGACCGAAGCAAGGCUACGGUACUGUGGCUGGUGUGCCCAAUGGACAAGGUGCAAAACCCAAUGGGUAUGGUGGUAUUCCAAAUGGAUAUGGUGCCAAACCCAAUGGAUAUGGAGGCAACAGAGGAGGUUCUAUGAAACCCCAACCAGGUUAUGGAAAUGGGGCUGUUCCCAAUGGAUAUGGAGCUAAACCCAAUGGUUAUGGAGCUGCAGCUGGAGCCGGAGCUCCCAAUGGAUAUGCAGCCAAACCCAAUGGUCAUGGAGUUAAAAAUGGAGCUGCACCUGCUGGAUAUGGAAGUAAACCGAAUGGUUACGGAGGACCAAGCACAGGUUCAAAACCUCAAACUACCAAAGGAGUUGGAGCAGUUCCACCCGGUCAAGGUGCGAAAACACUCGGCAAUGGUUACGGCAUGGUGCCAAAUGGGAAGGGCAUAAAGGGUGCAAGUGUGCCCAAUGGAAAGGGCCCUAAAGGUGAAGUUCCUACUCCUGAGCAGCCGAGUGCAGCACCAGUGGAGGAUGUCGUACCUCAGCAAGCAAUUACUCCAGGAGUAGUACCUGCUGCCCCAGAGCCAACCAGUGGUAUCCUUGUUAUGGUAACACAAGAGAAAUAUCAAAAACUGCCUUCACCUGUGCCACAAGGAAAAAGCUACAAACCAGCGCCAGUAAUCCCUCAAGCUACGCCAGAACCGUUGCCAGUGUUACCUCAAGGCCAAGACCCAACACCUGCACCUGAACCCGCACCUGAACCCACACCUGAACCAGCAUUCAUCAAUACAAAGGGCAAGAGUCCGAAGGCAGUCACAUCUGGACCUGCACCACUGGUUCCCCAGAGUAACCCAGCACCAGAGCCGGAAGUAGUCAUUCCUGAAGGCAAGUACCCUGAAUUAGAACCCUAA
This is a messenger RNA of Scomber japonicus (chub mackerel), 1032 nucleotides long. It is a transcript of the gene cmn, whose product is annotated as calymmin. The transcript has 10 exons. Bases 1 to 1032 code for a protein of 343 amino acids. The record is from RefSeq and is a predicted model, not a curated record. Lineage: Eukaryota; Metazoa; Chordata; Actinopteri; Scombriformes; Scombridae.